CUUUCAUUUUGUAAAUGAAAGACAAGACCCAAAAGGAAAAGGGGCUUAAAAAAUCAAGUGGAGGAGUUUAUAGGGCAAAGAAAGAGAAAAGGCCAAAGUCUAAGGAGGUCUUCAGAGAAGGUCUCAUUCAACUCCAAACCCCACUCUAACACCGCCUAAUUUUCGUCCCGUCUGGGUGGUCGAUUGUAGCUGAUGGGCCUGAUGUAGAUUGCGGCCAAAGAACGUCAAAACAAAAUAAUCUCAAGGGUAAAGGAUUCAGGGUCGAGAUUGAACCGUCUUCGGAAGAAUCUAAACUAAUAUGCAAAAAGCUUCGAUUAUGAUUCGACCAAUUUCUUCACAUUUUUCUUAAGGAGAUCUGUGCCCAAGAUAACUUUCGACCUCUUCCUCCAAUGCUUAAAGAUGAACAACCUAUUGAUUUCUUUAAACUCUUUCUGGUCGUGAGGGAGAAAGGUGGAUAUGAUAAAGUUUCAAAGAAUGGAUUGUGGGAUUUAGUAGCUAAAGAGUCCGGUUUGGGUUUGAGUUCUUCCGUGUCUGUUAAAUUAGUUUAUGCUACGUAUUUGGAUGCAUUAGAGAGAUGGUUAGAUAGAGUUGCUGAUUAUAAAAAAAACUUGAAAAGUAAUUCAAUUGAUACUGGCUCAAGUUUGAGUGAGUAUUUGAUGAAGUUAGGAGAAGAUUUUAAAAGUUUUUUAUCGUAUUCAAAUAAAAUGGAUGAGGUGUAUCCACAUUUGGAAGAACUGGAUUACGAAGAUGAUGUGAAUGUAUGUAGAAAAGAUGUUAGUAUGGUGGCUGAGUGCAAGGAACUUGAAAAAUGUGUUAAUGAUGAGGAGACUAUACACAUUGGUCCAGAAAAGAGAUAUGUGGAUGCUGUAGAAGUUGUGAAUAUUAGUGAUGAUUCAAGUCUGGAUGAUACUGAUGUAAUGAAUUGUGUACUGAAUUUAUCGGAUUCAGGAGAACAGUGUAACAAUGAGGAUAUGAAGAGUGUAUUGGUGGGAAAAUCGGAUGGAGGCAAUAACUCUGCUGAUAGUGAUAAAGAUGGUAUUGUGAUACUGGAUUUGGAAUUUGUCAAAGAAAAGGAAGGGAGUUCUAGCCGUCAUGAGAAAACAGAAGAUAGUUCUUGUUGUAAGAGGAAAAAUGAGUCUAUGUGGAAAAUGCUGAGUUGGAUUGCUGGGAUUGCGAAGAACCCAUGUGAAUCUAUGGUUGGUUCAUUACCUGAAAGAUCGAAAUGGAAGUCUUAUACAAACGUGGAGUUAUGGAAGCAAGUUUUAUCUUAUAGAGAGGCAGCUUUCUUUAAAAGACAUGUUGAUUCAAGUGCUGAACAAUCUACUGGUCAGAAAAAUCAGAAGAUGCACCCUUGCUUGUAUGAUGAUAAUGUUGGGAGCAGUUACAAUCUCAGAGAGAGGUUAAGCUGCAGCAAGAAGCAUCUUUUGGAGACUUGUUCACAGUCACUCUCCACUGGUGGCCAAAAUGGCUCAAGUAAAGGGGGGAUAGAAAAUGAUGCUGGCAAAGAAUUGCUUCAAUGCAUUGAUUACUCAACUACACUUUCAGUGUUUGACUAUGACGUUGAGAAACCAAUUCCUAUAGGGCCAGGUUUUCAAGCUGAAGUUCCAGAAUGGACUGGUGUGCCUUCUGAAAGUGACGAUAAGUGGUUGGGGACCCAGAUUUGGCCAGUGGAAAAGGUAGAACAUAGAUUUUUAAUUGAAAGGGAUCGUAUCGGAAAGGGAAGACAAGAUUCCUGUGGCUGCCAGUUCCCACAUUCUAUUGAAUGUGUUAGAUUUCAUAUUGCUGAGAAAAGGUCCAAACUUAAACUUGAAUUGUCUUCAGCUUUUCACAAAUGGAAAAUUGAUAAGAUGGGUGAAGAAGUUAUGCUCUCUUGGACCAAGGAAGAACAGAAGAGAUUUAAGAAUAUAGUGAGAUCAAAUCCUCCAUCUCUUGAAAAGUCCUUCUGGGAUCAGAUAUUCAAGUUUUUUCCAGCCAAAAGCAGGGAAGAACUUGUGAGCUACUACUUUAAUGUCUUCCUUCUGCAGCGCAGAGCAGUCCAAAACAGGUCCAACUCAGAUGAAGUCGACAGUGAUGAUGAUUAUGAAUCAGAAUCUGGAUUAGUAACUAAAACUUCUGUACAUGAAACAAUGAAGUCGCCGAGCUCCAUCUUUCAUUCCCCUAACAAGAAGCAUAAAAGAUCUAGGUAGUACUAGUAAAGAUGGAGUAAAUGAAGCGCUUUAUUGAGACAUGUAAAGUCUUUCCAUUUGUAUGUUUUGUUUGGUGAUCAUUUUGCAUAGUUGUUUUGGUGGUGGUGGGAGCAGUCAACUGUAAAGCUCAAGCAACUUCAUGGGUGUUGAAGUGGCUUUUAGUUGGUAGGCUCAGUUUUGAGAUACACAUUCACUAUAAUUUGCCAACCUCAAAAUACUUUGUAUUCUUUCUUAUCCUUCAUUAAUAUUCUAGAGGGUCUGAUCCUUCAGUAAAUGGAAGCCUUGAGAAUAUUUUUGUAGUGAGGAGAGGAGCCAAUAGGCUUGAGGGGUGAUGAUUAGAAACACCUCUCUGUUUGCCUUCAUUCUACUGUCACCAUGUAUCAUUGGACAGCCCCGAGUCUUUUGAACGGGGAAGAAAAGAUUACUAUAGUCGCCCUUGGUUCUUUAGGGUACUUUUUUGUCAUUUCAAAAA
Messenger RNA from Mangifera indica (mango), 2658 nucleotides. RefSeq names its product AT-rich interactive domain-containing protein 2-like. NCBI's taxonomy places the organism in Eukaryota, Viridiplantae, Streptophyta, Magnoliopsida, Sapindales, Anacardiaceae. The record is from RefSeq and is a predicted model, not a curated record. Gene Ontology annotation, molecular function: DNA binding. The transcript is spliced from 3 exons. Bases 390 to 2186 code for a protein of 598 amino acids.